Aureobasidium subglaciale EXF-2481 is the source of this 2103-nucleotide messenger RNA. RefSeq lists its product as uncharacterized. Lineage: Eukaryota; Fungi; Ascomycota; Dothideomycetes; Dothideales; Saccotheciaceae. The transcript has 3 exons. Gene Ontology annotation, molecular function: L-aspartate transmembrane transporter activity; calcium ion binding; L-glutamate transmembrane transporter activity. Gene Ontology annotation, biological process: L-glutamate transmembrane transport; malate-aspartate shuttle; aspartate transmembrane transport. The record is from RefSeq and is a predicted model, not a curated record. Bases 1 to 2103 code for a protein of 700 amino acids.
AUGGCUUCCACUUCCGCAACUCUCAAGGAGACGGUCAAGGAGACUCUGCUCGGUGUUGAAGAUGAGCCGCAGCUCUCGUCCCAGACGCGUGCUGAGUUUAUGCAACAUGCCAAAAAUGACCCAGAGUCUGGAGAACACUACAUGGGUCAAGAGGAGUUCGUCAAUGCCAUUGCUCCCGAGACCGAAGACUACCACAAAAUCAAGCGCUCGCAGUACGCUGUUCUUUUCUCCAUCGCCGACCGCCGCAAGACUGGUCGCGUAACCCUCUCCGACUGGGCCACCUUCAACAACCUUCUAGCGAAGCCCGACGCCGAGUACGAGAUCGCCUUCCGUCUCUUCUGCGACCCCAACACUGGCGUUGUUGACUUCAACUCUUUCAAGGAGGCUUACGCUCGCAACCGCUCUCCAGAGAACGUUCCCUUCGACUGGAACUCAACGUGGGCUUCUCUGUACGUUGGCGACCGUAAGAACAGACAUAGUAUGACAUACCCUCAGUUCGCCCAGAUGCUGCGUGGUCUCCAAGGAGAAAGAAUCAGACAAGCUUUCCACCACUUCGACAAGAACGGCGACGGCUACAUUGACCCCGAGGAGUUCGAGCGCAUCAUCCGUGAGACUGCUUCGCACAAGCUGUCCGAUCAUCUUCUUUCGAAUCUUCAGACUCUGUGCAACAUCUCACCUGGCAGCCAUAUCUCAUACGCCAACGUGCGCGCAUUCCAGAACAUCAUCCGUGACAUGGACCUCGUCGAGCUGGUCAUCCGUAACGCGGUUGGCAAGACAGACGACGGCAAGAUCACUCGCACAGACUUCCUGAAUGAGGCCGCUCGCAUCACUCGCUUCUCAUUGUUCACCCCCAUGGAAGCUGACAUUCUUUUCCACUUUGCCAGCUUGGAUCAACCUUCUGGCCGUCUUGGUGUCUCCGAUUUCGCACGCGUCCUUGAUGCUUCAUGGGCUUCCCAUCACACAGUCUACGGUGCCGCUACCGGCGCAGCCGCUGACACCGCCGCCGCUGUCGUCGCCAAGUCAAAGUCGUUCCUCCACGAUGCUCUCGUGUCCAUACAUCACUUUGCGCUUGGUUCUGUGGCUGGUGCGUUUGGUGCUUUCAUGGUCUAUCCCAUCGACCUGGUCAAGACCCGUAUGCAAAACCAGCGCAAGGCUCGCGUUGGUCAACUUCUCUACAAGAACUCGCUCGAUUGUGCCACAAAGGUCAUUCGUAACGAGGGGUUCAGAGGCUUGUACUCGGGUGUCUUGCCCCAACUUGUCGGCGUGGCUCCUGAGAAGGCUAUCAAGCUGACCAUCAACGACCUGGUCAGAGGUAAAGCUUCGGACCCUGUGACCGGGGAUAUCAAGUUGACUUGGGAAAUCAUCGCUGGUGGUUCUGCUGGUGCUUGUCAGGUCAUCUUCACAAACCCUCUCGAGAUUGUCAAGAUUCGUCUGCAAAUCCAGGGUGAGGUCGCCAAGUCACAGAAAGCAGUCGAGAAGAGAAGUGCCAUGUGGAUCGUGCGUAACCUUGGUUUGGUCGGUCUCUACAAGGGUGCCAGCGCCUGUUUAUUGCGCGAUGUCCCCUUCUCUGCUAUCUACUUCCCCACCUACAACCAUCUCAAGAAGGACUACUUCGGCGAAGGCCCCAACAAGAAGCUUGGUAUCUUGCAACUCUUGUCUGCAGGUGCUAUCGCUGGUAUGCCUGCAGCUUACUUGACCACUCCUUGCGAUGUCAUCAAGACCCGUCUUCAAGUAGAGGCCCGCAGUGGUGAGACGUCGUACACAUCGCUUCGUCAUUGCGCAAAGACCAUUUGGAAAGAGGAGGGCUUCCGCGCCUUCUUCAAGGGAGGUCCCGCACGUAUUCUUCGUUCUUCGCCCCAAUUUGGUUUCACUCUCGCUGGUUACGAGCUUCUACAACGCCUUCUUCCUCUUCCCGGUGAGGAGCACGAGCUUGGUCCUCGCGGUAGCCUUGAGCCCGCAACUGGAUUGCAAGAGGCUAAGGCACCGCUACCCUACUUGAGGAGUAGAAACGCCCUCAAGAUCAUUCUUGACCUUGAUGUUGGCUUCGGAAGCCCCAAGUUGGCCGAGGGUCAGAAAUUGCCUGGCCUUCCCGGCUUCCGCUGA